Messenger RNA from Brienomyrus brachyistius, 4498 nucleotides. RefSeq names its product transmembrane protein 265 (gene tmem265). NCBI's taxonomy places the organism in Eukaryota, Metazoa, Chordata, Actinopteri, Osteoglossiformes, Mormyridae. The record is from RefSeq and is a predicted model, not a curated record. The transcript is spliced from 2 exons. The coding region runs from base 2832 to 3911 and encodes 359 amino acids.
GAUGAGCUCCAUCUCCGGCCAGACAGAAAAGGAGCUUUUACUACAGUGGGGGGCGGACAGGCUGUGCGGCGGAAUCGGGCAGCAUUUCCCCGGCGUUUAAUGUCAAAUGCAGCCGAGAGAAAGAAAAAAUCUUCAUUUUGGCGACUCGUUUUGAGAUUUUUAUCUCCAAAUGAAUGAAUACGGAAAUCUUUUGAUCCAAGCAAGUGGCUAUUAAAAACAUGCUUUUCUUUUUAACAAAAACUGUACUGUAUUUCACUGCAACGACGGUGAUUAUUAAUAUUAAUAUAUUUAAACUACAGCUGUAAAUAAAGCGCGAUCCCUGCGUGAGAGGAAUACAAGUGACGAUCUGAGCUUUCAGAAAGAACCUGUACAUGAUCAGUAGUGGCUGGACUCUGGCUUCCCCAUGUGCAUCACGGACGGCGACUGAAAACGGCACCCAGCAAGUCUGCGGGACGCAUAACGCAUGGUAACUAUACUUCCACGCACGGAAUAAUUAACGUUAGCAUCAAAAGUUGCCGGGAAACCUCUUCCAGCAAAUUCCAUUGAAAUAGGUAAUGUGCUUUGUAAUAAUCGGGUGGUGAUGAAAACGAUUGCACGCAAAAAAAUGCCUAACAAAGAAAAAGUCACCCAAGUGCCCGUAAACGCGCACGUGCGCCGUCGGCACUAAGUUACAAGCUCAGUCAUUUACAUAAAACAACUAUUUGUAACUUGCGCGUUAACUCCAGUUGCAUGGAGCGAAUCGCUGCUCCUGUAUAUCAGCAGGUAAAAAGGAAUACCAAUAUGUCAAUAUGCCAUCUGAGCGUGGGAGAUCGAUUUUCCAACUGUAGCGGGGACAGCAAGAGAAUUUUCUGCAUUAAAAUAUAUGUGUAUCGGAACCUUUCAUAUUUCUUGCUAUUUGCAUUGUACUGCAUCUUUAUUUAGGGAAGAAAAAAACUUACUUGUUGAUGGAAAGGUGUUUACAGUGGAAUCACAGUCACGGGUAAUUUAUCUUUAUUGUUGCCUUCAGUGCUGGUGACAGCUGUUUAUAUACUUAUAUUUAUAUAGCUCACCCGUGAGUAUUGGGAAAUACUUUUAUUUUCUCAGAAAUUCAUUUGCUUAGCAUGUGGACAUAUUAAUGGCACCCAGCUGCUAUGCUAGACUUCAACAUUCAUGAUUACCCAGGCAGUAAGUCAUGGAGUGUCGAUGAGUAACUCCGGCUUCACACAGGCUUACUCUGCUUAACGCUCUGAAUUGAACAUGCUGGGAGUCGAACCCCAGGCUUGGGGCUAAUGAGAGAGAUGCAUGGCAAAGGCAGCGGCGUAAGUAAACACCCAAAUUUAAAAGCAGAAAAGUGAAUCCCCUCUAAUUGCAUUGCAGCUGGUGUGGACACUAAUGCCAGAUUAAGUAGGAGCUCAUCCAUUCCUGACAUCAUGCAGUGCAUUUCAUUUUCACGCCGGUAAUCCGCAACAGUGAGCAGCUGAUGCUUUAGAGUGAGUGAUGUGAAGCAAUAAAUAAUAAGGCAUUACAAUUCUCGGGUGCCUCUCUAGCACUCUGCACACCUGACACGGGGGCAGUUACAAUUCUAAAUGCAUCCCCUACGUAUAAGUGACCUGAGCUUGCACAAUAUUUCCUCAAAUUUAAGAUCCAUCUCUCCGUCACCCUUAAUCCCUCCCGUUUUAUCUCUCCCUCUCUCCUCAUUCUUCUCUCAUGUAAGAAGCAUUUCCAUCAUGCCUUAGUAUAUCAUUGUGUUGCCUUCAAGCACAAACACGCCCCACGUGAUUUACUUGCACAAACGCGCACUCGUAAACAGCCUUCACUCUCCCAAUUCACAAACUCCCAAACCUAGUUUAAAUUACAUUGACGCCUGUCUCGAUUAUCAAUUAGAAUGUACCUCUAAUUGUAUUCUUAUAGAGCAAUGAUUACAGACCGCUGACACUCCCACAGUGCAGCUGGGACAUGGCUUGACAAAACUCGCAGUAAACAAUGGGCUCUCAAUUUCAAUGUGAUAAGAGGGAGCGGCCUCAAUUUUAUCACUGCGCAAGCAAUCAUUUUCCUUGACGAUCAAUAGGGAGGUUUUGAACCGUCUGCCGCUGAAAAACUGUCUUGAGGUAGCACAUGGAAAUGAACAAAAUACCUGUCAGCAGAAAGGUGAUCUUUCUCUCCUUUGAAUUCAAAUGGCAAAACACCCACACGCAAAGACAUACCAUCAAAACAAGUAAUAAAAACAAUGAUAUUUAACUGGAGACAUUAACUAGAACCACCGUUCCACGACAUCUCAGGAUGGAAGCGGUUUUCCCAAGUUACUUGGUUGCAGUUAUCCAUCGUUAAACUGUUAAUUGUAUAAGAUCUGGUGUCGAAGAUUCACAAAAGGGAACUUGUGAAACAUUCCCAGCGAUAAGUUAAAUUAAAAACAGGGUCGCGGUGGAUUCUAUUUGGUGUCAAACAAAGUCAUUUUACUUGAGCGAGACCAUGGAAACAGCGAUAAUAGAGAAUAAUAAACUGACAAAGGAGACACAAAAGAUGAGAGCAGGGCUCUCUGUGCCACUAAGCAUGCACAACAUACUCCAACAACCUUAAGGAACUGAGCUCUUUACAUCGAGUUAAUACUUUACUUUGCCAGGUGCUGUGUGAAAACUGCUGAUUGACACUUUUCUACCUUUUUAUGGAAAACGAACGGGAUCUGUAUGCUAACCCUGCCGUUAAAUUCUGGUGGGACGGAUGGCACAGCAGAUCUGUGGGUGGUGGUACUGACUCAUACCUGGCAUUACCCACUGCCCAUAUCUCGUCGGUUUACUCUGUAUUUACCCGUUUCUCACGACAGGCUGGUCAAUCCAUGACUUGAUUCACCAUUUAUGCUUUUGAAGGCUUUUACUAGGGAGCUCUCUCUCUCUCUCUCUCUCUCUCUCUCUCUCUCUCUCUCUCUCUCUCUCUCUCUCUCUCUCUCUCUCUCUCUCCCUGUCUUUUCAGGCAUGGUACCCCCACCCCAGGUGUGCGUCUCGACCCUGGUGACGGUGAGCACGAUGAUGGUGGUGGACCUCUAUCUGCUGGAGCAGAGCAUGAUGGGAGCUCAGUGGAAGGCCGGCCCGGGGGUCUGGCCGUCGGCGGCCGUCCUGCUGGGGGAUCUCUGCUUCCUGGUGGCGCUGCGCUUCAUCUCGAACUACCGGCAGGAACGCCGUCCGCCGGACCCCCUGGCGCGCAAGACGCUGACGCUCCUGCUGUCGGUGUGCCUGCCGUCGCUCUUCCUGGUGCUGACGGGCGCAGAGCACAUGACCCCGCUGCGCAGGAAGCAGGAGGCACGCGGCCGGCUGCUCUGGGUGGUGGUGGACCUGCUGGACGUGCUGGACCUGCAGGCCGGCCUGUGGGAGGCGCACGGCGAGACCCGGGCUCCUCUCUGGCUCGAAGGCCUGCUCUUCUUCUACUGCUAUGUGCUAUUACUGCUGCUCCCCUGUGUCUCGCUUACUGAGCUGGGGGCCACCACUAUAACCGCUGCCGCCGCCGCUCCAGCCCCAGGGGAGCGCUGCUCGCGGAGGGGCGCCGUCUACCCCUGGCUGAGCCUCGUCACGGUCAACGUCCUGACGCUGUUCCUGCGCGGCGCCGGCAUGCUAUGGUAUCGCGACCCGCGCGUCUCCACCGUAUUCCUGGGCAAGAACCUCCUAGCGAUGGCCGUCAAACUGAGCUCGGCCUGGGAGCAGCACAGGCAGAGGGCGGGUGCCACGCGGGCCGCUGGAGCCGGCUGCAGGAGCCCGGUCCCGGGGGCGGCACCUCAGCGGGCGGAAAACCGCAGUGACGUCCUGCCACUGUCAGCCGCGGCCUCCUCGCUGCGGUGUAACUCUCUGUCGCGGCCACACGGCCAGACAGCCUCGCUCCCCCGAACAAACCUGGACCCCAUGGAGAACUCUCUGGGGACCUCCUUUAUUUCCCAUGAGCUGUAGACACACCCCCCUUACUGAAAAGUGCUAAAUUAGCCCACAUUUUGUCCCUGGGGCUGACUUGUUUACUCUGAAACACCGAUCCCUGGAGGCCGCCAUUGUGCGGUGGCCCAGUGUAAUGCCCAAUUCAGGGCACGGGGUGCCCACUUGUCCCCUGCGGCACCCGGACCGCGCUGUGAGCUGAAGGACGACCAGGCUGCCAGGCCACCCAGCCUUGAGUCACGCUGGCAUCAUAAAACACCGAUGGCGGACCGCCUUUACACAACACCUCCAUUGUGCCGUGGCCUUCGAGAAGCGUAACUAAUGAUUUGUGACCAAACGGCCGAGGAAAAAGGGGAAAAAAAUGGGACCUGAAAGUCAGAGAGACUGAUGGUUUUCUAAACAUUACCUGUUACCUGGAAUACAGAGAUAUAGACGGACAGAGUUACAUUUCAGCAGGUUUGAGAUGUGCCGUGUUCAUUCUGAGCAGAGCUGUGUGAUCCACAUUCAGAUCCCCCCCCCCCCCCCGUGCCCUUCAGCGGAAGCCACAAGGCGACGGUAAAUUCACUGAAUUGCUGUAAUUACAAUAAAAAGGACAGCUGUUGAGCUCA